Messenger RNA from Cydia splendana, 3687 nucleotides. It is a transcript of the gene CYP354A1, whose product is annotated as cytochrome P450 9e2-like. The transcript has 9 exons. Gene Ontology annotation, molecular function: iron ion binding; oxidoreductase activity, acting on paired donors, with incorporation or reduction of molecular oxygen; heme binding. The record is from RefSeq and is a predicted model, not a curated record. The coding region runs from base 168 to 1703 and encodes 511 amino acids. Lineage: Eukaryota; Metazoa; Arthropoda; Insecta; Lepidoptera; Tortricidae.
AUUAGCUUGUAGUAAUUUGGUGUGAUUUGUUGUGUUUGCUCUUUAAUGUAGCGAUUACAUUAUCUCUUCAUAUAUUUCAACUGCAGCGAUUCGAUUCAGUUUUUGGUCCGACUCAACGCCGAAACACGCUUAAUUAUUUCCACAGUGCAAGUGCUUACGGCCAAAUCAUGCAGAUAAACAGUGGAACUAAACAAAUAAUAUUCUUCGUGAUGGAAGAAUGGAAACUGAUUUUAUUUCUGACUCUAAUUUUUGGUGUGUACAUGUAUUACACAAGUACAUUUGAAUUCUUUGAACAAAAAGGGAUCAAGUUCAUGAAGCCGUAUCCUGUAGUAGGUAAUUUGGGCUCUCGGAUGAUGGCAAAAAAAUCGUUCCAUGAAUUCCAAUAUGAGAUCUACAACUUUUUUAAAGGCAAUCCUUACGGAGGUAUAUUUGAAGGAAGGAGACCAUGUCUGUAUGUGUUGGACCCAGAGUUGAUAAAAGCAAUCACAAUAAGAGAUUUUGAACAUUUUGUUGAUAGAAAUACUUUCACUAGUAAAGAACCAAGAUACUUAAGCCAAUCUCUCCUUAAUUUAAAGGGUUCAGAAUGGAAAGGAGUCCGCAGCACACUGACCCCAGCAUUCAGCUCUGCCCGGUUAAAGAAUAUGUUGCCUUUGAUUGAGGUGUGCACAGAACAAAUGGUUCAGUUUUUAAAGCAGUAUGACAAACAGGAUGUUGAAAUGAAGGACACUAUGGGACACUUUACGCUGGAAGUUAUAGGUGCAUGUGCCUUUGGUAUCAAAUGUGAUGCUUUGACUGGUGAAAAUGCUAAUUUUAUAAAGAUUGCAGAAAGAUUCAACUAUAUGUCUAAGUCUAAGAGGAUGAUGAUAUUCUUUUUCCUAUUAUUUGCACCAAAAAUGUUGAGGUAUUUCAAUAUAUCUUUCAUGAACGAAGAGAGUACAAGAGAAUUAGUUACAAUACUGAAAGCUGCCAAGAAAGAAAGGAGAUCGGGAGAUUACAAGAGAAAUGAUUUCUUGCAGCUGCUCAUAGACGGAGCUAAUAAAGAAAAUAUUGAUGCGGACGGCACAAAAUCAGGAACAUUGCUAGAUGACGACACGAUCGACGCGCAGUCUCUCCUGUUUCUCAUAGCGGGUUACGAAACGUCCAGCACUUUACUCUCAUUCGCCAUUCACAUGCUGGCUACCAAGCCAGACAUCCAAGAAAAGCUUCGAGCUCAUGUCACGGAACAUACAGAGGGAAAGGAAAUGUCUUACGAGCUGCUGUCGCAGCUGUCUUAUUUAGAAGGCUUCUUAUUGGAAACGUUAAGAUUGUUCCCACCCGUCGCCCGAGUUGACAGAGUUUGCACCAAGAAAUACACACUACCCGGAACACCAGUAGAAAUCAACGUGGGAGACGUGAUCGCUAUACCAGUGUACGGGAUCCACACGGACGCUGACAUCUACCCACAACCGGAGGAGUUCAGGCCGGAGAGGUUCAUCGGGGAAGAAAAGAAGAAUAGACCGGCGCACCUGUUCCUGGCCUUUGGGACUGGGCCGCGGAAUUGCAUAGGUCUACGAUUCGCCAUGUAUUCCGCAAAAUUGGCUAUGGUCUCGCUUCUGAAAAACUUCAAGUUUUCCACAUGCCCGAAGACUACUGAUCCCAUUAAAUUUGACAAGAGGGGUUUUUUGUUGAAGGCAGAUCUGUGGGUGCGCAUUGAAUCCCUGUGAGUAAUGCACAGGGAUUCAUUUAAAUGUAUAAGGAGGUACUAGCUUAAUUUGUUUUUGAUAUGGUUGCGGUUGGUAUGGUGGUAUGGUUGGUUGAAUUCUAUAAUUUUAGACAUUGGUUUUGCAUAGUGAUGUAAAGUCUACCUAAAUUGGCCAUGGAGCGUAACUUUGGCCAUCGGGAUGAAUUCGGUGCAGGUUUUAUUAACCUUUUAACCGCCAGCAAUUUUUGAUCGAGCGUGCUCGUGUCGCCACCGUCAGUAAUUGUACCACGCAGAGUAAGGUUGCCACAGUUACGGGAGUUAUAAAUGUGCUGUAGAAACCAAAUCAGAUCUUUGUCUUAUUUAUGAGACUGUGGCGAAAUGAGCUGGAUAUGUAAUGUCUUAUAUAUCAGACUCUGGCGGUUAAAUGGUUAAUGCAAUCGUCAUCUAGUUAGUUUUAAUAGCUAAUCUUCCACAUUUUUCGAGUAUGUGAGGUGUGCAGUAAAGAGUAUUGUAUUGUAUUUUUAUAUGUUUUUCGUGCAAACCAAAGUUAGCCUCUGUUGGGUUAAUGUAACUCAACUUUACGGUAUUAUGCCUAUUAUACAGAAUAAAUAAUAGUACUACCGUACAGAAAGGACAUUUUCUACAAAACCGAAGUUUGACAGCGAUACAGGGACGAAUCAUGCUAUCCCUUUUUAAUGUAUGGCACUAUACUUUUCGGUUAUUUAGGAUUGUCAAAAUUCAAGUGAUUAUCUUAUCUGUGGUCGUGCACGCAAAAGGACGUCAAGUGGUGCCAACCCUAAUAAUUGCUCGGAGCAAUGCUGAGCCGAACGGUGCCGAGUUUGCCCGAAAGGAGGAGUGUCUCCCCACUGCCUAUAAUUUGUAUCAGUUGAUAUUUUAUCAUGACUUCAUGAUGCAACCUUUAAUUGUUUUUGAAAUGUAGCCUUGAUUGGAAAACGCCUAGAAAACGCAUGGUUAGAUGUUGUAUUUUUUUUUAAAUUAAGAAUUUAUUUACAUAUAACAUAAAAUACUGCAAUAUAAGUAUUAAGAUUUAUAAGACAUCCGUUUAUUAUGUAUUUGCAUAGUGCAUUUAGUUCAGAAAUGUUUAUCUUGCCAAGAUUAUUUUACAAUGUGAUAUGGAUAUGACUAGUGAUGUCUGUAUUUUGCACUUCCUAAGAGCAGCAUUUUUAUUACUGAGCAAACUGUACAGAUUGAAAGUACAUAAUUAUUUAAUUAACAUUUAUUAAUCCCUGUUAGGUAUUAAAUUAUGAAAUUAUAGCUAUUUUUAUUAUGUACACAAUUUAUUUAUGAAUUGUAAUUUAUUCCGUUUUGACGAAUUUUGCUAUGAAGAAUCCUAUUGUGUCUUUAUAUAUGGGAUGUUUAGUUGGCCUUAAACAGUCUUCUUCGGGUCCAAAUCUUUGUAGCAUUGCUCUGUAACAAUAAUAGUUACCAUAAAUAAAAAAAAACAUGUGUCAUACUUAGGCGAAAUGUACCACUUUGGUGGUUGUUGAUAAGAUAGUAUUGUCAUAAAAAGGGGUAUCUUUUACCUGAUUAUUUUUCAUGUGAUAGUAUGUGAUAAAUGACUGUAUAUUCGUAUGUCAUAUACAGUAUUCAUGUAAUGCUCAGAGUACAAUAGAGUACAAAUUUCAAGUUAUUAUUUAUACGAGAUAGUUAAAAUGUCCAUCUUUGGACCUAUCAUCGAGAUUCAUUUCACUUAUAGGUAAAGAGAUUAUUUUAUAUUUGAAAUGCCAUAAAUAAAUGUGAUGCCAUUGUUUUUUUAUAAGAUUUCUUACAUCAUUUGGAUACUCUUAGGUACAAAAUGUACAGUACAUCAUAUAUUGGUAGUACUCAACUCAUUCAACUCGAUUAUUCUCAAAUUACAGUUUACUAGUUCAUAAGACAAAUAAGACUAUUGAAUCACAUUAUUCUAGUUUAUAAGUCAAAUACCUUAUAACGUUUAUUCACGUUAAUGUAUUUUUGUAUGGGUUCAAUAAAGGAUUAUUAUGGUA